AUGUUUUCCAAAGGAUCAUUUCAAUUGACCAUUCUGGUUUUCAUUCUCAUGAAUGACAAAACAACGACAGCGCAGAGUCCAUGCACGAACGCUAAUUAUCAAGAUACUACGCUGAAAUUAUUGAAAGAUCAAGCAAUUGGACAUUCCUUCAUGGAUUUAACAUCUUACGGUCAGGACAGAAUCCUUCUCAACCGUUUCGAAGCAUCCGAUGUGGUUCUUAGUCCUGAUGGGCACUAUGUGUAUGUUGUAUUCGAUAACAUCUACCAAAUCGGUGCUUUCUGCACGCCGUUGGGACGGUUAUCCAAUUGUACGGAUCAAUUAUUUUCUUGGCCCAAUGCAUCACUCAACAGUCAAGAUUCGAGUUUUGAAGGAAUAGCUUACGAACCAGUGAACGGAAGAUAUUUCGUUGUGCAAGAAACAGUACCAACAAAUGCGAAAGGAAUAUUUCGUUCAAAUAUUUUUGAAUUAAGCAUUGCCAUGAACCGAGCUCAACCUUUACAGCAAGUUGAUUCCUGUGUAGUCAGUUGGACGUUUGGAUCGAAAAACAAAGGCUUCGAAGGUUUAGAAGCUGUCUACCACCAACGUACAGGUCAAACUUAUCUGCUAGCAUUGUGUGAAGCAAAUAAAUGUGAUCAUAAAUCGAAUUCAACCAACGACGGACGUAUUGUUGUUCUUGAAAAGAAGAGAACAACUGAUGGUGUAUGCUCAUGGGAGCCCAUGGGUACAUUUGACCUGCCAUCAUCAGUUCGUUUCAGUGACUAUUCAGCUAUGUCAAUUUAUCCUUCAAAAACAAAGCAAUUACCCACAUACAUAGCUGUGGUCAGUCAAACAAACAGUCAAUUAUGGAUCGGUCGUAUUGAUGAAAUCGAUGAAAGGCCUUAUUUUGACGUAUCAAAAUUGAAGAAAAGUGUAGUAUAUGACUUUCCACGAUCGACGGAAACGGCUUCUGAAUGUCAAAUCAAAUAUUGUAAUGUUGAAGGUGUAGCAUGGCAAGGCAAGAAUCAGCUCGUUCUAGUUUCCGACAAGGCGAAGGAUGAUCAAGAUAUUCAUUGUAUUGAGAAAGAUCAAAGCAUUCAUUAUUUUGCUUUACCAGACAAUCUAAGCAAAUAA
Molecule: messenger RNA, 1110 nt
Organism: Adineta ricciae
Lineage: Eukaryota; Metazoa; Rotifera; Eurotatoria; Adinetida; Adinetidae
Source: the annotation of a GenBank genome assembly